AACGCAUCGUAACGUUCCAUGAAAAAUUUGAAAAAUGUCAACACUGUCCGUUCGCUUUUACAAUUUGUGACUCGUAUCUUUAGAUUCUUCGUCGAAAAACCGUGAUUUUAUUGUAUUUCCACAAUCCCCAACGUUUAUAUUUGAUCGUGCCCGUGUUUUUUUAAAGUGGUGAAUUGCAUUUUUGUGUUUUAAUAUCGAUUUAUCAUUGAAAACGGUUGAUCAAAAGUGUAUCAAGAUGACUGUUUACCUUAACGACUUUAAUAACAAUAUCCAAUCGUAUUUCAUAAGUAGUACCUACGGAAAUGAAACGAUGGUCCUAAAUUGCCUUAAUCACCUGUCGCUUGUAACGGAUCACCGGGUUUUCGAUGUUUCCGUCUACGGGACCAACGUGUUCUUCAUAAACCUCCACAAACUUAUGAGCACCGGCACCAAGAAGAUGUCCCUGCUGUGGUCCGCCGUUUCGGUGUUGGAGGUGGCCGCCAAAAGUGAAGAAACCCGGCAGGCUCUUAUAGGAAAGUUUCACUAUCUGCCUACCCUGGCCAAUCUGCUGCAGGAGACGCACAACGGCGAACAACAGCUUCGGCUACUGGCACUGGUUGAGCUGCUGACUCAUGGGGCUCGGUUGGAAAGCCACGAGCCGUAUGUUGAGAGUUUGAUUGUUAAAUUGUUGGGUUUGAUGGAACAGGGACACAGUCUAAAGGACAAGGAAGAGCUGGUCACGUUGGCUUUGUCGGUUCUGGUCAAUAUGUGCUAUCAGAAUCUACCGGUUACUUAUCUGCUCACGAAAAACAUUAGCAUUUCGAAGUUCUGUGGCCAGAUCAAACAGAUGGGACUGAUUGCGGUAAAGAUGUACAUUAUACUGGAACGCAAUGAUUAUCUGAAGGAAAUGGAUCUCCAUUACAUGCUGAAAAUGAGCUUUAUGGAAGUGACCAAUGUACUGGCCACGAGCAACAGUUUUAUUCUUCGUCACGUGGUUGACUAUCUGCAAUACAUUCGACAGCAGGAUCGCGGAGAUCCCGAAUCAUCAAAGGAAAAUCGUCCCCGAAAUGUUCAAACUUUGCAAGACAAUUUCUUUCAGGAUAAUCUGAAGCAAUUCCUCGUAGACAUUGAUAAACAUUGUGCUGAAAAGUUUUUCUCGGAAAGCGAAUCUACCACCACUGCUCCGACGCGAAAAAAACGAAAAGGAUCCGAGGCUGAGUCUUCGGGUGGAACAAGUCCCAAAAGUGGCGCCAAGGACGGUUGCAUGGAUGUGUUGUUUGAAAUUCUAGCAUGUGUCGUUGCGUUGGAACCGGUGGGGGAAAACUAUCGGCGAAAGAUGGUUGAUCUGGCCGUCAGGUGGAUCCGGGCGAAGAACAGUUGCGCCCGUGCAGUUGAUUUGCUGAGGGUUAUUCUAGAGCAGAGCAUGCAGCAGGACGAAAAAUCCGAAUGUGCAGCGAAAACAGCGGAAGCUUGCCGUGGAGUGCUGGAAGAUGUUUUGUCGUUGGUUCUCAACAAUACAGACGAGAAAAUGACGAUUUCGUUCUGCAAAAUGCUCGCAACAAUUGUAAAACUGCAAAAUGGAUCGCAAACAGUACUAGAUAAAACAGCGGAACGUUUAUUCAAUCACAUAUUCAGCCACCUACUCGAAACACAAGAGUCGAGCUCAGCAUUCAACUAUUCUCUGCCGGAUAGUGAGAUUCGCAUGUAUAUCUGGGCACUUGUAACUUUCAAUGAAUUUGCCAACUGCGCACCGACUCAUUGGUUUGCCAAAGUGACUAAUUUGUGGAAACAAAAAUCGAUUCAUUUCCUCAUAGCCAAGGGACUGAACUGUGGUGACGAAGAAAUAUCGGAAGCAGUUCUUCAGGUCACAGCAUCGGUAGAUUUUCCUCGAAGAGAGUUGUCGCACAUGAUCUCCAUCCUCAGCUCGAGCAAUCGACGGAACUACAAGCUGCCGGAAUCCCAGAAUACCUCCACCACAUUUCACUCCGCACCAGCAACCGGAAGCUUUUUCAAUCGGGAUCUACUGGAGCGUAUGAACCUGACCGUAUCGCACCUUCAAGAUGCGGUUUCGGCCGGCCAAAUCAACGAUGUUACGAAGGUCGAACUGAUCGAAUUCUACAACUGCAAAAUUGGCAUGGAGACACAACUGAUGACGGAGCUACGGGCCAGCAUGACGGGAAUGUCCACCCAGAUCAGUACGCUCAUGCAUCAGAACCAGUUGCUUUCGUCCGAAAUCGAUAAAAUCCAGCGAAGCAAUCUACCUUUGGUUCUUAAAGUCUCGGCUCUCGAGACGGAAAACCACGCCCUGGAACGGGAGCUCAACAAAAUGAAGCUGGCCACUGCUAGUUACGACAAGAAGAUAAACCAGAUGAAGCAGGAGAUGUCCGAGUACAUUAAGAAGUACAGCGAAAAAUCACAGCAGUGUGCAUCGCUGAUCAAGGAAGUCGAGAAGUACCGGGUGCGGGACGCAAAUUACGAGAAGGAAAACAAACGGUUGCAGCAUGAGCUGACGGAAAUGACGAAAAAUCGCGACGAUUCCCGUGCCCUGCUGAAGGCAGCCGAAGAGGACCGACAGAAGUUGGCCGAACAGAAAGAGUCGGAACGGAAACUGCAUGAAAGCAAACUGAGGGAACGGGAACGGGAAAUUUCCAAACGCACCAGUCUGGUGCAGCAGCUAGAACAACAGCUGACAGCCCGGGAUGGCCAGAUCGAAUCCCAGCAGACGGAACUGAAGGAACUGAUGAAGCAGCUCGCGGCCAAGGACGAGCGGAUUGCCAAAAUCGAAGAAGAACUGGACGAGAGCAAGAACAUUCAGCAAGCCAUCUACAGCUUGAUGAACAAGGGCAAGAAGUAGGGACACAUUUUUCGAAGGUGAAAAACGGAAACAAAGGAUUAUUUUGCUCAUAGGUA
Messenger RNA from Uranotaenia lowii, 2889 nucleotides. RefSeq names its product myosin-11. The transcript is spliced from 6 exons. NCBI's taxonomy places the organism in Eukaryota, Metazoa, Arthropoda, Insecta, Diptera, Culicidae. The record is from RefSeq and is a predicted model, not a curated record. Bases 236 to 2833 code for a protein of 865 amino acids.